CGCACCGGCGUGUGCUAGUCACGCCCAGCGCCGCUUUAGGUUUCUGAAAGUGUCAAUACAUACACUCUUGGGGUCUCUCCCUGGAUGCGGGCAGCGGGGUGGGGAUUUCCGCUGCUUCUUUAGUGGAGUUAGCUCAGAGACAUUGGGAAAAGCCCACUGACUGACCAUUGCUUGAACUUGUCAGUGUUCGGUGGCAGUGUGGUAGGCGUUCAGUACCCUGUCAUUGCCUGUGUCCUUCAGAGUUCAGGAGCUAAUGACGUCAUGACACCCAUGUGCAGACAACAUGCCAGGGGUCGAAGGAUUUCACUUAGGGUCACACAGCAGAAAACGGUUGUUUCGGAGGAUACUCUCCUUUUCCAAACUGAGAUGUACUUUAACCCUCGGAAUCUACAUUGUGACCCUCAGAAGAUCCCUUUGGAGUGUUCUGCCUCUAGGAAAUCAGUGUGGCUUACACCAGUUUCUACAGAAAAUGAAAUAAAAUUGGACCCCAGUCCCUUUAUUGCUGACUUUGAGACAACACCGGAAGAACUAGGCUUACUAAGUCCGGAAGGAGGAAUGGAACAUUGGAACUGACAUCAUGAAUUUUGUUGGAAAAACCUUUUUGUAUUAAAAAAAAGUUGGUAUAAAUCUUUUUUUAGAUAUCUUCUCCCUAAAAAUCCCU
Messenger RNA from Mustela erminea (ermine), 661 nucleotides. RefSeq names its product oocyte secreted protein 2 (gene OOSP2). The transcript has 3 exons. NCBI's taxonomy places the organism in Eukaryota, Metazoa, Chordata, Mammalia, Carnivora, Mustelidae. The record is from RefSeq and is a predicted model, not a curated record. The coding region runs from base 262 to 573 and encodes 103 amino acids.